AUUAGCUUGUAAUCGUGCACAGAGUGCGCAGUGCCCAUCACUCCGCAGUCGAGCACGCGGCGCCAUACGGUGGCAUUUGUCCAGAAAUGUGACCACUUGGUGCACUCUGCGGCCGGCCGGCAGACAGGCAGGGUCCGCGGGCGAUCCUCGGCCCGUAUUUGCGCGGUGGACACUGAGCAGUGAGCAGGGCCUGGCUGGUAGCGGCCGGUUUGCGUCACUUCCCGUCAGAGUUGGGGGCCUGUCGGUGGUGGUGGGGAGUUGGACGGUGCUCCGCUGAGGAAAGUCAGUCGUGCGAGAGAAGAGAACGCAAGGAGAGCAGUGAGUGGGUGAGAGGACGGAGACUUUGAGGAAGCUGGGAUAUCUUUGGAAGAUUAUCUUCGCCCCUCGGACACGGAACGGAAUUGUCGGAAUGGAUCACCAACUGGUGCUGGUGGUGCUGGUGACCACGCUCUGCCGAAUCACCAAUGCCUUCACCACUGCUGAAGUCCCCACGCCCAGGUUCACCUACGAGCCGGACACCAUUCACGUUGAGAUACCCAAGUUGCCGGGAAUGUCGCUGGCAGCCAUCCAUCUGACGUUAAAUGAGCCUGUGCACGGCACACAGCCGGGAAAAAUCAACAAGGACUUGGCUUUAGUGGGCGAUACCUUCAAAACUACCGUCCACCUUCCGUGGCAGACCAAUGACGUCAUCUUCUACUGGGUAUACGUCAUCGUGGACGGCCUGGGCUACCAGCGGCUGGGGCAGCGACACGUGAUCCGUGCCACUAACGCCGGCCCGCCGCCGCGUGGGCCCUUCCAGGUUCCGUCGCCUAUGUUCCACCUGACGCCGCAUGUCAUCACCGUCACUGUCCCCGCUCUGCCCGGUAUCUCGCUAGUCGCCAUCCACCUCAGCCUCAACGAGCCGGUGCCGGGCACUCGGCCGGGCCGCUAUAACCAGGACCUGGAGCGCAGCGGGGACGUCUUCACCACAAUGGUGGUGGCCGACUGGAAGGCCGGGGACACCAUCCACUACUGGCUCUAUGUGGUCUACGAGGGCCUCGGCAGGCACCGGCUGGCGCAGCAGUUUGUCAUUGAUGCAGACGCUGCAGGCGGCACACCGAGUCGUCCCGGCGUGCCCGCGACCCCGCCGCCGGCCGUCUCCUCUCAGCUGCCGGAGCAGUGCGGCUCCAGGUUCUUUGAUCAGUUCGGCGACUUUUCGCUGCGGGUCUCUGGCGGCACGCCGGUGUCUACCUUCGACUACCCCUGGCAGGCGCAGAUCCAAACGACGAGAUCGACCCACGUGUGCGGUGGUAUUAUCAUCAGCGAUCGCCACAUCCUGACGGCGGCACACUGCCUCAGCGGCCAUCUCACCCGGGAUCUGCAGGUGGUGGUCGGGCAAAACGACCUGACCAAAAAGGACGAGGAGGAAGAGGUGUUCGCCGUCAAGCAAUCCUUUUCUCACGUCGGCUUCGGGGAAGAGGGCGCCGGUCGCUACUCAAACGACAUCGCCGUGCUGCUACUCCGCACGGGCCGGCGCGGCCCCAUCGUGUUCGGUGACCACGUGCGACCGGCCUGUCUGCCGCCUCCGAACGACAUCAGUGCCGAGUUCACUGCCUGUCUCGUGUCCGGAUGGGGCGCCACCGACACUGAGCGUCGUCCGAACGUGCUGCACGGCACGGAGGUACCGUACGUCUCCUCCGACUUUUGUUCGUCGCCGGAGGUGUGGGGCGCCCUGUUCAACGGCACUGGCCAGCUGUGCGCCGGUGACACGGCCGGCGGACGGGACUCGUGCGGCGGCGACUCGGGCGGUCCGCUCGCCUGCCGGGACGCCAGUGGCCGGUGGCUGGCGGCCGGUAUCGUCUCCUGGGGCUCCGACGACUGCGGUCAAACGGUCCGGGUUGGCGUCUACACCCGCGUCUCCGCUUAUGUGCCGUGGAUCGUAUACGUAAUUGACAACGUGUUCGAAUUCAGCUCCGGCUAAAGUACAACUGCCCCAAUGACGUCACUGGUGGAAUACAGCGGCUAAGUGUGGUUGACGUCAUUGGAGGAACUCAGCCACAGCGUUCUACUGAGACUUACCGAGCCUUUGUUAUCCGGGAGCUUGUUCUUUCGAGUGGCUUAGAGCUGCCUGUGGGUAGUUUUUUUUUUUAACGAGAACUGUCUGCAAAAUGUGCUCAGUAGGUGGGAUAUUACGAGAACGGGACAGACGUAAUCUUUGAUAUUUUUGUGGGAUUUUCGUGUCUUAUUGUAAUCCAUCUCGUACUCCAUAACCUACUCUAUAUGCCACUGUAAGAGUCAUUAUGCGAACGUGAACGGACUAUGGACACUGACAGUACUUCGUGACUGAUGUCGCACCGUUUGGGAAUCUGGCGUCUCCACCUUGAGGGCGUGGUGUUUUAAAAGAGGUGUGAAAAUAUAUUCAGUACCGCACCA
This is a messenger RNA of Amphibalanus amphitrite, 2412 nucleotides long. RefSeq names its product coagulation factor XII-like. The transcript is spliced from 11 exons. The record is from RefSeq and is a predicted model, not a curated record. NCBI's taxonomy places the organism in Eukaryota, Metazoa, Arthropoda, Thecostraca, Balanomorpha, Balanidae. Bases 410 to 1960 code for a protein of 516 amino acids. Gene Ontology annotation, biological process: proteolysis. Gene Ontology annotation, molecular function: carbohydrate binding; serine-type endopeptidase activity.